Messenger RNA from Acanthamoeba castellanii str. Neff, 795 nucleotides. RefSeq lists its product as uncharacterized. The record is from RefSeq and is a predicted model, not a curated record. The transcript has 8 exons. Bases 1 to 795 code for a protein of 264 amino acids. NCBI's taxonomy places the organism in Eukaryota, Discosea, Longamoebia, Acanthamoebidae.
AUGGCUGGCCGCACGCUGGAGGAGCUGGCCCUGCAGGUAGCGCUAGAGCAUGUUCUUCACUGCGAGUCCCUACGCUACCUCCCUACCGGCGUGCAGCUGCGCAUGUGGGAAGAGGUGUCGGUCAUGGUACCCAUCACUGCCGCAUUGCUACGCAAGUUUGAUCUCCACCUGCUCGCGGCCAACAAAACACUCGGUGGAGCGAGAGGACUGCACAGGGACGCGCUCGAGCUGCUGGGCCAGUACGAGAAGGAAGAACAGCAGCGCGCCGGCACCGCCCACGUGGGACUGAGGUCCCUACGCGUGAGCGCGGGUCUGCUGGCGCCCUUCCGCCAGCUGCGCUCGUUGUCGCUGCACGUCUUCAUCAAACCCAACGACCUGCGCUGUCUGCGUGGCAUGCCGCAACUGAGGCGCCUCGACCUGUCCAGGUCCUCGCUCUGUGACCAGGGCAUGACACACCUGGGUACGCUGCGCAUGUGGGAAGAGGUGUCGGUGAUGGUACCCAUCACUGCCGCAUUGCUACGCAAGUUUGAUCUCCACCUGCUCGCGGCCAACAAAACACUCGGUGGAGCGAGAGGACUGCACAGGGACGCGCUCGAGCUGCUGGGCCAGUACGAGAAGGAAGAACAGCAGCGCGCCGGCACCGCCCACGUGGGACUGAGGUCCCUACGCGUGAGCGCGAUACACCCGAGACCCCAGGGCAUGCAGGGUCUGCUGGCGCCCUUCCACCAGUUGCGCUCGUUGUCGCUGCACGUCUUCAUCAAACCCAACGACCUGCGCUGUCUGCGUAACGAGUAG